GGCCAAGACUGAGGUGGGUACUCUGAAGACCAUGCAGCCCUCAGCCAGGCCUGGGCUGCCUCUGCCCAAAUACUGCAGUGUGGCCACAGCCGGGAAAGCCCCCAGCCCAGAUGAUGCGGUGCCACCCUGGGGCCUCUCCUUCACCUGUCCCUUUGCCACACAAGCAUCCUGGCUGCCCACGAGCUGCACACUCACCAGGUGUGGUUCUUGUCACCCAUGUUCCCACACUGCUGAUACAUCGUGGCAGGGGCUUAACUGGCUGGGAAGAGUCGGAGAUGCUGCUGGCCCCUGGGUCCUGGCCAGGAGGGAACCGGAAGGCUUUUAUUAUCUGGCUCAGAUAAAGGCUGCUCCAGAGCUGGAGAGGAGGGGGGCCCUGGUUGUGGAAUUUGAGGCUCCCCUUGUCACAGGCCUAAAGCUGCCAGUCCAGCAACGGAGAGUGGUAUUUCCAGAAGAUGUCAUUCAGUUCUCGCCAUCCAUGCCACGCUCACUGCAGCCUGGUGACAAGGUGCUGGCCCCCUGGGAAGCAGAGCAACAGCAGUACGGCCCCGGCACUGUUCUCUUGGGCUUGAAGAAGCAAAAAGGCCAGAAAGCAUCUAAAGAAGAAAUCACUGUUCACUUCUGGAACGGCAAGACAACUAAGGUGCCUCUAGACAGGGUCAGGUGGGUGCCCCCCACUGUGUGGAAGAAGGCCGUGGAGAGACUGCAAACACCUCACACCCGGGGCUGCCAUGGUCCUUUCCUGUGGGCACCUCACUGUUCUCAGCUGGGACCUAACACUAGAUGCACCACACACAGAUCUCCUCUGGACUCCUCAUGUCCUCCCUGCCUCUCUUGUGCCUGCUGCCAGCCUCUGUAUCAGAGCUGUUUCUGUGGCUGUCCUUUGGUGGGGCCUAGCUGGUGGCCACUAACAAGGACCUCAGAGGCCACAACAAGAAAACUCCCAGAGUCAGAGCCGAAGCCCACAGCUCAGCUUCUGCCCCUACAAGGUCCUAAAGAAGACGCGAUAGCAAUGUUCAGCUACAAUAUGUCCUCCUCCUCUGAGGAAGAGAAUUCAGAGAGUCAUCUGGAGACGGGACUUCCGCAGAGACAGAUGGUAAACAGAGGAGUUAACACUGAUCCCAUCAUUUUUGAGAAGCCUCUGCAGCAGUGUGGCCCCAGUCAGCCUGAAUGGAGGUACUGGAGGAGAAACGGGCCUGAGCCACCCCCUGGAAAACGGGGUAUGGUAUACCAGGGGUUUGAUGCUAGCUUCCCAGACAGGGGCUAGGGGCUGCAAGGGUCUCUUGAAAUAUGGAACACUCUGGUAGGCUUGGAAGUAAUGUAUGGAAUGCAGGCUGUCAGAUCAGGGAAGAAUGCAGGCUGCUCUUCCACAUGAACAGGAGAGGACAGAUGGUUUGAUCUUUGUGCUCUGAUUGGUUCCUCUACUUAACACCCACCUCUUCUUUGACACGGGGUCUCAUAUAGCCCAAGAUGCCCUUAAACUUCCUAUGUAGCCAAAGAUGACCUUCAACCCCUGAUCCUCUACCUCUACCUCCCGAGGGCUGGGAUUACAGGAUGUAGUACCAUGCCAGGUUUAUGUGGUGCUUGGUAGAGCCCAGGGUACCAUGCAUGCCAGGCAGGUACUCUAAUAGCAUCCCUAGUCAUAUCUUUUUCUGUCUCCACUCAUCUAAUAAUUAAUUACAAAGAAGAGAAAUGUAUCUUUUAGGUCCCAGAUGUUUUGUUGCAGUCCAGAAAAAGAUUUAAAUUUCUGGAGCUGGCCCAUGGAGCAACAUCAUGAAUAUUCUAAAUCUACACAGAGAAUGUGUGGGGUGUGGGAAAGGGCCAGCCCCAGCUAUUUCUUCCUUACAAGUCCCAGCCCCUGCUGUUUCUGUUGUCUUAGCAGAUCUGACUGGGUCUGGUCACCUAGACUAGCCUGGUUCUAGGACUGUAAAUGAGAGUCACCACGCGGAUGCCAUACUGCCUGUCAUAGUCAAGUGCCAAAGAUAACUGAUGUGCAAAAGCCAAGUGUGAGCCAGGGCUGGAGGCGGUAGCAGCAGGUAACAG
Microtus ochrogaster (prairie vole) is the source of this 2040-nucleotide messenger RNA. It is a transcript of the gene C9H11orf16, whose product is annotated as chromosome 9 C11orf16 homolog. The record is from RefSeq and is a predicted model, not a curated record. Lineage: Eukaryota; Metazoa; Chordata; Mammalia; Rodentia; Cricetidae.